AUGCAUAAUAACGAUGAAUAUAAGCAAUCGGAUGCAGAAGUAGGUGAUGACGAGUGCGAUAACGGUGAUGAGAAACAUAAUCUGUCUUCGUCGUCAAAAGUUGUGGCCUACACUCCAAAUAAGAUUGUUACCCCUGCAGAUGCUGCCGCUGUGCUGGCCGCUUCACUGGCACCUCCAUUCAAAGACAAUUACAUAAACUAUGAUUCUAGUAGGAGCAAAAGAGAGAUUGAAAAUGAGAUUACAAAAUUGGCUGCUCAAUUGGAGGGUCUUAAAAAAAAGUUUGAGGAGCAAAUCAGAGGCAAAAACAGGUUAAUAGAGGAACUCGAGUAUGCACUAAAGAAGAGAGAGAAAAAUGAUAAAAGUAAAGGUGGCGAGAUUGAACGCUUGGAAAAUCAGAUCGAGGCUCAAAGAAAAGCAAUAGAUGCGCUGUGA
Molecule: messenger RNA, 432 nt
Organism: Dentiscutata erythropus
Lineage: Eukaryota; Fungi; Glomeromycota; Glomeromycetes; Diversisporales; Gigasporaceae
Source: the annotation of a GenBank genome assembly